Daktulosphaira vitifoliae (grape phylloxera) is the source of this 720-nucleotide messenger RNA. RefSeq lists its product as uncharacterized. The transcript is spliced from 3 exons. Lineage: Eukaryota; Metazoa; Arthropoda; Insecta; Hemiptera; Phylloxeridae. The coding region runs from base 1 to 720 and encodes 239 amino acids. The record is from RefSeq and is a predicted model, not a curated record.
AUGAAUGUCCAACAGACAAGAUGCAUGUUUGCUUUUGCGGUCUACAGGCACAUUUUAAAAAAGAAUACUUCAAAAAUAAAAAAAAAUAGGCGAUUUUGGGUUCACCUGAUGUUGCUUCAAAGACCUCUUAGAGGCGCUUUUGCAACCCUUUUUUCUGAAUUAAGAGACCACGAGGAGAAAUUCUUUAAUUAUUUCAGAAUGUCGAUAAAAUCGUUUGAUGAACUACUUUCAAAGUUAGAAAAGGGGCUAACCGUAAAUAGUAACUUUCGCGUACCUAUUUCACCGACAGAAAGGCUGUGCAUAACAUUAAGAUACUUAGCAUCGGGUAAUUCAUUCACAGACCUUCAUUACUCCUAUAGAAUGGGAAUAUCUACUAUUAGUAAAAUAGUAGAAGAUGUAUGCAGCGAAUUAUGGGGACUUAAAUCUGAAAUUAUGGCUUUGCCGGAUCAGCAAAAGUGGAAAGAAAUUGCUUUGGGUUUUGAAAACGAUGCUAACUUUGUAAAUUGCAUCGGCGCUUUGGACGGAAAACAUAUUCGCUUAAUCAAACCAAUCCAGAGUGGAUCAGAUUUUUAUAAUUACAAACAUUACUAUUCAAUAGUUCUUAUGGCUAUUUGUGAUGCAAAUUAUUGUUUUACUUUUAUUGAUGUGGGAGCUCAAGGAAAGUUUUGUGAUUCAACAGUCUUUAAAAANUUUUUAUUGAUCCAUGAUAAUGGUGAUUAG